Messenger RNA from Zonotrichia leucophrys gambelii, 1062 nucleotides. RefSeq names its product nanos C2HC-type zinc finger 1 (gene NANOS1). The transcript has a single exon. Gene Ontology annotation, molecular function: mRNA binding; zinc ion binding. The record is from RefSeq and is a predicted model, not a curated record. Lineage: Eukaryota; Metazoa; Chordata; Aves; Passeriformes; Passerellidae. Gene Ontology annotation, cellular component: perinuclear region of cytoplasm. Bases 78 to 863 code for a protein of 261 amino acids. Gene Ontology annotation, biological process: oogenesis; negative regulation of translation.
GAGAGGAGCGGGAGCGGCGGAGAGCGCACGGAGCGCCCGGCGCUGCCCCGCACCGCGCCCGAGGCGGGGCCGCUCCCAUGGAGGCAUUCCCGGGCACCAAGCUGGAGCAGCACCGGCACCUCCCGCCCGUGGAGUGCCUGCCGGGCGCCCGCUACGGCGGCCGGAACCACAGCGCCUGCGGGAACGUCUUCAACUCCUGGAACGAUUACCUGGGGCUGGCCACGCUCAUCACCAAGGCCGUGCGGCCCGGCAAGGGCUUCGGCCCCGAGCCCCCCUCGGUGGUGGUAGCGGCCGCCGUGCCGCCGGCCGAGGAGGAGGAGGAAGAGGAGGAGGAGGAAGAAGAGGCGGCGGGGCCAUACUUCGAGGGCGCGCUGGACUUGCACGACCUGGAGCUGUGCGGGCAUCACCACCAUCACCACCACCACCACCACGGAGAAGGGCUGCUGGAGGAGCGCUUCGCCGAGUUCAGCCCCUUUCCCGGGCGCGGCGGCCCCGCCGCCGUGGUGUUCGACUGCUCGGGGGAGCACCCGGGCCGGGAGGGCUCUGCCCACGCCUGGGGCGGCGUGGUGGUGGCGGGGCGGCUGCCGGCGCACCCGCGGGCCGCCUCCCGCCUGCUCAAGCCCGAGCUGCAGGUCUGCGUCUUCUGCCGGAACAACAAGGAGGCGGUGGCCCUCUACACCACGCACAUCCUCAAGGGACCCGACGGCCGCGUCCUGUGCCCGGUGCUGCGGCGCUACACCUGCCCCCUGUGCGGCGCCAGCGGCGACAAUGCCCACACCAUCAAGUACUGCCCCCUGUCCAAAGUGCCGGCGGCGCGGCAGCUCCGGCACGCCCGGACCGCGCUGGGCAGGAAGGGCCGCUAGCGGCCGGGACCCCCGGGGCUCGCCCCGCGCCCCCCAGCGCUGACACCGCCCCGGACCCGCUCCCGGCCUCGGCCCCGGGGCGGCCGCUGCGCGCUGGAACGCGCGGAGCCCGGCGCCGGGCACGGGCACUGCGAGGCGGAGAUGCGCUGUGUUUGUUUAUUGUAAGAAAAAAUAUAUCUAUAUGUGAUUUUUAUGGAGA